CCCAAGCCAAAUUGGACCCCCGUUGAGUUUUCGCCAUCAAUGUACCAGACAUUGAGUAUAUUGAAUCUCAGCAGUAAUUGAAGCAAAGAAGGACUUCAGACAUAUACACCAUGGAGGCAUCUCAAAAGAUUCCACAGGCUUCCAAGGAACGCAAGGCUCAGCCCUGGAAGAAGGCUUGGCCUCCCCAAACCAAGGAAGCGCAGGGAGAGAAGCACGGCUUUGCCAAAGGAGAGAUGCUCCAGCUUGGUGGGCAAGGUGGUGCUUGUUUAGAUCCUUUGAAAGAUAGAAAGUGAGAGGUCUUUCGGUGGCUCUAGCCGGAUUGUUCACCGUCGUCGCCGACCGCUUUUACUCUGCAUGGAUGGAUACCCUCCACUCGUUCGUUAGAUUGUGGUGGCAGUGCUUUAUUUGUGGAAGUCAUGACUUGUUAUUUAUUGAUGAAGGAAAUCGUUUGGAAUAGCAAAAGUUCAGAAUAUGCAAGAAUCA
This is a messenger RNA of Hyaloscypha bicolor E, 483 nucleotides long. RefSeq lists its product as uncharacterized. The record is from RefSeq and is a predicted model, not a curated record. The transcript has 2 exons. NCBI's taxonomy places the organism in Eukaryota, Fungi, Ascomycota, Leotiomycetes, Helotiales, Hyaloscyphaceae. Bases 111 to 293 code for a protein of 60 amino acids.